Messenger RNA from Stomoxys calcitrans (stable fly), 1106 nucleotides. RefSeq names its product lipase 3-like. Bases 1 to 1098 code for a protein of 365 amino acids. Gene Ontology annotation, biological process: lipid metabolic process. The transcript is spliced from 3 exons. NCBI's taxonomy places the organism in Eukaryota, Metazoa, Arthropoda, Insecta, Diptera, Muscidae. The record is from RefSeq and is a predicted model, not a curated record.
AUGGAGGUGAAAACAUGUUUAAUUGCGGUGUUAUUGGUGGUAGCUGAACCAUGCUCCGAGGCAAUUCAGCAAUAUGUUGAAAAAGAGGUCAACCAAACGUCGGUGGAUUACAUUCGCAAACUUGGUUACCCUGCAGAAUCUCAUUUCGUGAAAAUUUCAGAUGGUCAUGUACUUAAGUUGUUUCGGAUUCCCUAUUCGCCACAUUUGAGUAAUGCCAUCGUGAAGAAACCUGUCGCAUUCGUACAACACGGAUUAUUUUCCUCUUCUGAUUGCUUUCUUCUGACUAAAGAUCAAUCCAAUAAUGCUUUGGCCUUCAAUUUGGCCGAUAGUGGUUUUGAUGUUUGGUUAGGAAAUGUGCGCGGCAAUAUUUACUCUUCCAGCAAGACAAACUGUUCCCUAAAACAGCCAAAGUAUUGGAGAUUUGAUUGGCAUGAAAGCGCCAACAUUGAUCUUCCACAAAUGAUUGAUUAUGUUCUGAAGCAGACGAACGAAUCACGAUUGCAUUUUAUGGGACACUCUCAGGGAAUGACCCUGUUUUUAGCGAUGAUAAGAGAUAGGCCAGACUAUGGUGUUAAAAUUAAAACAUUCCAUAUGGUAGCGUCUGUUAAUUUCCCGGCGGACUGCACUAGUUGCUUGUUGGUGAAUAUGGUACCAUUUAUGUCUAAGACUAUUGGAAAAUGGAUGUUAUUGCCAGAUAUGCUUGAAUACAUUUUUCUCAAUCGCUAUGUUCAGCGUAUACUCCAAGAGACGUGCAACAGUCAAAUCAACGGCCCCAGUUACUGUGAUGCAUUGUUGUUAAUGUGGGCAGGAUCUAAUUAUACCAAGGCGUUCCCCACGAAAGCGGCAUCUUACUUUUCUAACAUUUUGUUUAAACAUGGAAUUUUUUAUAUCAAAGAAUAUAUCGACGAAGAACUAUUCCAAAUUGAGCGCAGUUUUCAAAUAGACCCAAACUUAUUGGAUGACGCUUGGCAUUUGAUAUGUGAAAAUAUUAUACAUAUUAUCAAUAUAAUAGUAAUUUAUUUUUUUAUAUCAUUCUGUUGGAAUAGUUUAAGAAAUGACCAUUUGGUCCUGUUUCCACUAUUAUCAAACUCUAUAUAAGAAGUGCA